This is a messenger RNA of Penicillium taxi, 1716 nucleotides long. RefSeq names its product WD40 repeat domain-containing protein. Gene Ontology annotation, biological process: mRNA splicing, via spliceosome. Gene Ontology annotation, molecular function: mRNA binding; protein binding. The record is from RefSeq and is a predicted model, not a curated record. Bases 1 to 1716 code for a protein of 571 amino acids. Lineage: Eukaryota; Fungi; Ascomycota; Eurotiomycetes; Eurotiales; Aspergillaceae. Gene Ontology annotation, cellular component: catalytic step 2 spliceosome. The transcript is spliced from 2 exons.
AUGGCGUCUUUACUAGGCGCUCACUAUGAUUCAAGCGACGAUGAUUCUAUCUUGGUCAAAGCCCCCGAUACCACUGCUACCCAGGUGAUUGCGGCGCCAGAAGUUAAUACAGAGGAUCAAGAAAAUUUGGCGUUGACCCUAGCCAACGCAUCAUCCACCGAGCUCACCUUCAACGCCACCUACGAUGAUUUGACACGGCCGGUGCAAGGCCCAAUAAACCCUUUCAAAGGAGCCGGUCCUGGAAACGGCAUUGCGCGCAAGAACCUUCCGACAGGUUUUGCUCAAGAAAUAGCUAUGAGCGAGUCGACCUUCAGGACGCAACAUCAAACAUUUCAGAAUUUGGGAUACGCCCGCAACCCGACCAGGCCGACUGAAUUUGUUGGCGACAUGGAAAACGUUGAGAAAUAUGGAGGCCUCAAUGUUGUACAAUACAAGCACAAAGGGGGAGUGAAGCGCAAGCGGGAAGCAAGGGGAAAGGCGAAUAUUCUCGAAGGCGAGGGCGCGUACCUUGGUCCGUGGGCAAAAUGGGAGAAGGAAGAUGAAUACGAAGAGUAUGAAGGGGACGCGGAUCGCCCUCUGGCCAGUGAUGAGGAAUAUGUCGAAGAGGAUGAGACCCUUGCUACCGCGCCCGCUGCGGAAGGACCCGCUGGUAUCUACCAGGGCGAUUUGUCAAAGGUCGAACAUACCGAGUUCCAUGGCUCCGAGGAGCACGACUACCUUGGUCGUACUUAUAUGCAUGUUCCUCGGGACUUGGAUAUCGAUUUGCACAAGGAGGUUGGCAGUAUCAAGAACUACGUGCCCAAGAAACUGGUGCAUACAUGGAAGUCGGAAGCCUCGGUCAUCACAUCUUUGCGCUUUUUCCCUACCUCGGGUCACUUGUUGCUCUCAUCUGCUGCCGAUGGAAAAGCCAAGAUCUGGGAUGUCUACCAUCAGCGUGAGCUUCUGCGCACUUUCUCCGGACACAACAAGGGAAUCACAGCCACAGACUUCGACCCGACAGGGAAGACAUUCCUUACUGCUUCAUUCGAUCGAAACAUCAAGCUGUGGGACACAGAGUAUGGCAAAUGUCUGGGUCGGUUCACAACAGGCAAGACAGCGCACGUAGUGCGCUUUAACCCAAACCCAGAGCACUCGCACGAGUUUUUGGCAGGCAUGUCCAACAAGAAAAUUGUGCAAUUCGAUACCCGCUCCGGCAAGCUGAUCCAAGAAUACGACCACCAUCUAGCAGCUGUCAACACUCUUACCUUCGUGGACAACAAUCGCCGCUUCAUCUCUACAUCCGAUGACAAGUCCCUGCGCGCAUGGGAAUAUGGUAUUCCCGUUCCGAUUAAGUUCAUUGCCGAACCCUACAUGUUCGCAUUGAAUCGCGCCGCUCCCCACCCCAAUGGAAAGUACGUUGCAUUCCAAUCAGCCGAUAAUCAGAUCUUGGUCUACGGAGCCACAGACAAAUUCCGACAGAAUCGAAAGAAAUGCUUCCGCGGUCAUAAUAAUGCUGGCUACGCUAUCGAUCUUCAAUUUUCACCCGAUGGCCAGUUUAUUGUCUCGGGUGAUAGCGGCGGCUAUGUUUGCUUCUGGGAUUGGAAGACUGGCAAAAUGUAUCAUAAAAUGCAAGCUGGUAAGGAUGGUAGUGCAGUUACUUGCUUGGACUGGCAUCCGCAAGAGACGAGCAAGGUAGUUACUGGUGGACUGGAUGGCCUUAUCAAGUAUUGGGAUUAG